Messenger RNA from Geodia barretti, 3097 nucleotides. NCBI's taxonomy places the organism in Eukaryota, Metazoa, Porifera, Demospongiae, Tetractinellida, Geodiidae. The record is from the annotation of a GenBank genome assembly.
UUGUGUAAAUGCACCAUACCUACUGCAGAGAUCAGAUGCGAGGUUCUUGAAGAUCCAGUCAAUGGGCGAAUAACGUUCUACAGCAAUCAACAGUUCCUGGACUCUGUGGCGCUUAUAGCCUGCAACUCUGGGUUUACCCUCAUUGGAGCUGACCAGAGACAGUGCCAGGAGUCAGGGCAAUGGACUGGCCAGCAACCACAGUGCAUUGAGAUUGCCUGUGACUCCCUCAUCAGUCCCUCCAAUGGGAAUGUGGUGGUGGAUGGGAGUGGAGUGGGGACAGUGGCCACCUACUCCUGUGACACUGGCUACACUCUGGAGGGAGUGUCAAUGAGGACAUGCCAGAACUCUGCAGAUCCCACCUGGUCUGGCAGCCACCUUCCUGCAACAGUGAUCGUGAUGUGUCAAGUUUUGUCAAACCCUGUGAACGGUGUGGUGGAGUUUUCCCCCGGGGUGACCUACCAGUCAACAGCCCAGUUCAGUUGUCAGGAGGGCUACCAGCUGGCAGGGUCAUCACCCCUGACCUGUGGAGACAGUGGAGAAUGGUCUGGCUCACCUCCUCUGUGCGAAUCUGUUGAUUGUGGAGAGUUGAUGGAUCCGAUGAAUGGGAACGUUCAGUUUGCACGAACAACUUUUGGAAGUGUGGCAGUGUAUGAUUGUGCAGAGAACUACAUGCUGAGUGAAGGAAACACCAGGUUAUGUCAGGCUGACAGUCUCUGGUCUGGCUUCACACCAUUCUGCGACUUGGUUGACUGUGGAAGACCUCCGUUUGUGUUCUUCUCGACAUCUGACACGACAGCCACGACGGUGGGCACUGUCAUCACCUACACCUGUUUCUCUCAGAGGAGACUGGUGGGAGACAGACAGAGAACCUGUCUGGGUAGCGAACAGUGGAGUGGAGACACACCUACAUGUGUCGAAAUAGUCUGUGAGAAUCUAAUGAACCCACUGAAUGGACAAGUAUCAACCACAACUCUCAACCAUGGAGGAGUGGCUACAUACGAGUGCAGUGUGGGCUAUGUGAUUGAGGGAACAGCUACCAGAAUGUGUGAGGGAAACGGAACAUGGAGUGCCAAUGCACCAAUUUGUAAAAUUGUGACAUGUCCAAGUCUGAGUCCUCCCAGCAAUGGCCAGGUCCAGCUGCAAUCCCUCCAAUACCAGUCUGAUGCCAGCUACACCUGUAACGAGGGGUAUUUCCAAGAGGGAGAGCCCGUUAGGACAUGCCUGGCCAGUGGUCUCUGGAGCGGAGAAGAACCUAGCUGUGAACCCUUGGACUGUGGACCCCUCAUUCCUCCACUGAAUGGAGGUGUGAACACACCCAGUAUUGCGCUGGGUUCUCAGGCCACCUACUACUGUGAUGGCCCGGGCUACAUCCUCAGAGGAGACAGCAGUCGGCAGUGUUCCAUCGACGGACGAUGGAGUGGCAGUCACCCAUCCUGUGACAAUGUAAACGAAUGUGAAGUUAUGAAUGGCAUGUGUCAGCAGCUGUGUGAGGACAAUGAUGGUAGCUAUGAUUGUCUCUGUGAGGACGGCUAUGUACAAUCUGAAGUAAAUCCUCUCCUUUGUAAAGAUGUAAACGAAUGUGAAGUUAUGAAUGGCAUGUGUCAGCAGCUGUGUGAGGACAAUGAUGGUAGCUAUGAUUGUCUCUGUGAGGACGGCUAUGUACAAUCUGAAGUAAAUCCUCUCCUUUGUAAAGAUGAGAAUGAGUGUGAGGAUGGAGCAAAUGGUGGCUGUGCUCAUACAUGUCAGAACCUUGAAGGAGGGUUCAACUGCAGCUGUGACGGUGGCUACCUACUCUCAGACAAUGGCAGAGAUUGCAUAAAUAUGAAUGAGUGUGAACUUGGCCUGGAUAACUGUCACCCAAAUGCCAUGUGCUCCGAUGUGGACGGAGGCUUUGAGUGCUUCUGCAACAUUGGGUUUGAGGGUGAUGGAACUACCUGCGUCAACACAGAUGAGUGUGCUCAGAGUGGAAAUCCUUGUCAGGAGAAUGCAGAAUGCAAGGAUGUCGAGGGAGGAUUUGUGUGUCAGUGUCUGCCAGGAUAUGAGGACGUCGAAUCCACAUGCUUCACUCAAUGUUCAACAAACUUCCAACUGGUGCUGGGACCAGUGGAUUCCUGCCUCAACUGGAGGUUUGACUCAACCACAGCAAAGCUAUCAGAUAUCACAGUGGCAACAGUCUCUAUGCUCAACAGCAUGUGCCAAUGUGACGUCACCCUCAGUCACGUCUCUGAAAACGAAUUCACCUGCUUUUACAAUGAGGCCCAGGAAGUAAUCUACAGAGCCAAAUUACAGGGUGUGGAGGCUAACGACUGUUCCAAUCUCACUAAACACAUCAGAGAGUGGAUGGAGGCCUCAUCCUCUAUACUAAUACAAGGGAAUAGAUUGGGCCUAAACCCAAGAUGUGACUUAGAAAUUGAGACUCUGGAUAUCCAACCGGCAUGUGUGAUAGGUGAGACCCCUCCGUCUCCUACUACAUCCAGCCCAAACGACGGCCUACCAAUUCAAGUGAUAAUUGGAGGGGCAGUGGCUGGAGCAAUCAUUAUCAUUCUUCUACUGUCAUUGGCGGUGGCCGUUUGUUGCAUUUGUUGCAGAAAUAAGGCAAAAGAUAACAGGGAGAGUGAACCCAAUGAAUACAGUAAUCUCUCUCGGCCGUCCAGACAGAGCUCACUAGCAGUGCCCUACACCGUAUCAUCCAUGACACCCACUGGUGGAAGUGGCAUCUUUGACUACGACAUUGACACCAAAACCUCCACCACAUUUGAGCCAGGAAACAUCUCCCGCACACCGUCAGUACCACUAGUCACCAUGACCGACAUACACCGCCACUCUACCCACUCCUCACGCAGUGGCAGCUUCUCCAGUAUCGAUCCCAAUGAACUCACAUAUGCCAACAUGAACGAUAACAAUGAGCCAGAGAAGUUUGAUGACCCAGUGUAUGAGCACAUAAAGGGAGGAGAGAAGGAAGACAUUGCUGCAAACCCUCUCUAUGAUGGAAUGAAGAGUACUAACCUAUAGCACAGAAUGACUGUUUACAAGCCUAUAAGCACUGUGUUAUGGAUCUUUCUUUGGUGCUGCAAUUGUAUAUUAUUAUUAGUUAUUA